Messenger RNA from Capsella rubella, 327 nucleotides. RefSeq lists its product as uncharacterized. The record is from RefSeq and is a predicted model, not a curated record. The transcript is spliced from 2 exons. Lineage: Eukaryota; Viridiplantae; Streptophyta; Magnoliopsida; Brassicales; Brassicaceae. Bases 4 to 228 code for a protein of 74 amino acids.
GCUAUGAAUAUCAAGUUCAUUAUGAUAGCUUCGCUUCUACUUAUACUCAUUGCAUCAUCCAAUUCCUCCAUCAUACCAACUUCCAAAAACCGGAAAAUUAUCGAUGAAGAAGUGGAGGGUGGUGAAAAGAUUCACAUUCACAAGAUAAAGAAGAUCACCGUAAGAGCCAGCCGUUCACCUCCUGCAAAAGGCGUUAAAAGUUACCCAACAAAGUCUAAGCUUCAAUAGUAGAGCAUUUUUUUUGCUUUAUAUAUAAUAUCUCACUUAUUAAUGUAUGGGCUUUAGGCCCAAUUAUACGGCAUGCUUUAUGGCCCGGUAUACUGUAUA